AUGGCUCUGCCAAUCAUUCACAUCAACGGCUUCCCAGGACAAGGCAAGCUCACCAUCGCCCGGAAGCUUGUCGUACUUCUGAAGUCGUAUAACGGCAAGCUUGUUCACAACCACCUUCUCAUCGAUCCUGUCGGCGCUAUCCUACCACGUUCCAGCCCUGACUAUCAGCCGACACGAAGCGCAGUUCGGUCUGUCAUUUUCGAUGCGCUGGCAGUCUCACGGGACACAAUGGGGUCCGUCUACGUCUUCACUGACUUUCAGUCCAACAAUGAUAUCGGGCGUACGGUCAUGGCUGAGUACUGCAACAUGGCAGCUCGCCGGGGCUGCACAUUUUUGCCAAUUACAGUCACCUGCAGCAAGGAGGAGAAUCUGCGACGGCUGUCGUCAUCAGAGCGGGUGCUGCACGAAAAGUUGACAGACACAGCGCUCGUGGCGUAUCUGCGCGAUAACGCCGUUACUUACCAGUGGUCAGAUGAUCCUUUACACAUGGAGAUUGAUGUUACGGAGUUGGAAGCUGAUGCGGUCGCACGGAUCAUAUAUGAGCAUACUCUGAAGGUUUGCAAAGAGCUGCAUAGUUAG
Molecule: messenger RNA, 579 nt
Organism: Fusarium subglutinans
Lineage: Eukaryota; Fungi; Ascomycota; Sordariomycetes; Hypocreales; Nectriaceae
Product: aaa atpase family
Exons: 1
Coding region: 1-579 (192 amino acids)
Source: RefSeq, a predicted model, not a curated record